AUGGCCGCACCAUCAUCAUCUCAAGACGUUUUCUACACGCCACCAACGCACAGGCAGCAGAGCCAGACCCCACCACCUCCGUACAGCGAUGCCGUCGAUCACAGCACACCAUCCCGCCGUCCUCGCAUCGUUGACGAGAUAUCAGCACCGCGCUCUUCAUCACCUCUGCCAUCAACCAGUAACUCCGCGCCGCCGGCUUCUCUCUCCACGCAAGAAGAAAGUUCUGCCAACGUUAACAGCGACGACUCUGCACCGCCGACGUCUUCCACCUUUCCAGGAGAUUUCUUGUCAAGUACCGUCAGAGGGGAAUAUCCAUCUGACGACGGCGUCAGGGACGACUUCGUGCCGUCGUCUUCGAGCACCAUGCAAAAAGACACCUCGACCGACGAGAUGAGCGACGACUCCGCACCAUCUUCUUACACCACGCAAGAUGGACCUUCCACCGACGACACCAGCGGAGACGCCGCGCCGCCGUCUUCCCACACCAAGCAAGAAGCAACCUCAUCCGAGGCCGUCGGCGACGACGCCGUCCCGCGAUCUUCCCGCACCGCGCAAGACUCAGCGUCAUUUGACGCCAUCAGCUACAACUCCGCGGCAUCAUCUUCCCACAUCGAGCAAGAAGCGGCUUCAUCCGACGCCGUUGGCAACGACUCCGCGCCAUCGACUUCUCACACCUCGAUUACAAACUUCAGCGAACCCAUCUUCUGGUGGGACAGGCGGGAGGGCAGUCCAUGUUGGCAUCAUCAGACAUCUUUCGCUCGACCUUCUUCCCAGUAUGGACGCUGCAACCCGAAGCCCGAGCUCCUCAAGAUUUGGCCGAACCAAUUCUUCUCCCUCCUUGCAAGCGAAUCGCGUUUUAUGGUCUCGACGAAUGCGUCAUUCUACAUUGACGUUGAAGAAGCAGACGAAUUGGUAAAGCCUGUCACAUGCGCCUCCACUUGCCUUGUCACCUGCUCCACCGAUUUCCAGAUCAAUCCGUUCGCAUGGAUGAGCGAGACGUCGGAGGAAGCCUGGGCUGAUGGCGACAACAACCGUGGGCAGAUACUGCUUCACCAUGUCGAUGCUCUCAUCGAAUUCAUCCGGUACUUUCAGCUGCUCUUCCUGUGGCUCGCUCCUUGGAACCUGUUCUCUUUCCUCUGCAUUUCUUCCUCGACACGACAGCGCAGGACCUUUCGGAGAGAAGUCUUUACUAGGAGGAGAGAUGACCAGCAAUCGCGACUGAAAACUCCCACCUCUAUCAAGACCAAGCGGGAUCUCGAACAACUGGACAUGGCAAAUUGCCAUGCUGUCUGGGCGGGUUUCGCCGAAGCUUGGAACGAUCUUGGCGUUGAGUUCUCCCUCGUCCAGACCACUGUCAAGCCGGCUAUGGAGACGGAGAGUUCGUCUUUGAGGAAGCUACGCUCAGUUUCGUACAGGCAUGUGUGUCCCUUGAUCGAGGCUGCGGUUGCAUAUACCGAACAACUUGAUACCGAUUCCGAUUCUGAGGAUGAACACUGCGAAUGCGUGGAUAAGAGCAAGGCUAGUCAGACCAUCGGUCAGAAGGAUACCCAGCAGGAGGACGUCAAAAUCGAGUCGGACCCGAAGACGAUAAGCCAGGCCUCCGAGACCGCUGAGAUCUUGGCCAUCAAAACAACUGAAGAUCCCACUAUUAAGGCCGCUGAACCUCGAGCCGCCGAGAUGAGAUUACCGGCCAUCAAACUCUCUGAGCUAGCUACGAAGGCUACCAGAGUCCAGGUCGUUAAGCAGGCUGUCGAAUCCGAAACCGCUGAACUCGAGAUCAUCAAGCAUCCCGAUGAGGGCAUCAUCGACGAAGAGGACGCAGUCAAGCACGCCGCUCAAGUCCAAGCCACCAGAAACGAUGGCGUGCACACCAGGAAUGAGGAGGUCUUUGGCUCAGCCGUGAUAGAUCCGCAUUUCGAAACCUGA
Zymoseptoria tritici IPO323 is the source of this 1926-nucleotide messenger RNA. RefSeq lists its product as uncharacterized. Lineage: Eukaryota; Fungi; Ascomycota; Dothideomycetes; Mycosphaerellales; Mycosphaerellaceae. The transcript has 5 exons. The record is from RefSeq and is a predicted model, not a curated record. The coding region runs from base 1 to 1926 and encodes 641 amino acids.